AUGGCGGCUUCACUUCUUUUUCUCGUUCUUCUUCCUCUAGCUCCGGCGCUUGUCUCAUCGGCAGCGUAUGCCAAAGAGGUCCGUUCAGUCAUCAGACAGUCUGCCAGGGAUUACAUGGAACAGAAGGCGCGGCAGGGAGUAACAAACCUCUCCGGCCAGCGCAAAGACGGCCAGCAGAUGGGCCACGCGGCGGCAGACGGCUCUGGCGCCUUAGUCUUCGACAUCUCCGUCGGGACCUUCCUGCAGACGGUCUCCCUCAUCAUGGACAUCACCGGCGAGCUCGUCUGGGCGCAGUGCGAUCACUGCCCCUCGUGCGUCAGGUACACGCCGCCGGGCACGCCCACCUUCCUGCCCAAGAUCUCCGACUCCUUCCGCGAGAUAGGCUGCGCCUCCCAGACAUGCCAGCGUGCGAUCCCCGGCGACCACCACUGCGCCGGAGACCGCGACCCCUGCACGUACAUAGACACGUUCAUCGGCGGCGGCAACACGUCCGGCUUCCUCGCCACCGACACGUUCAGCUUCGGGACCACGCCCGUCCCAGGCGUGGUGUUCGGCUGCAGCGGCGACAUCAUGGUGGAUGGCCUCGCCGGCGCCUCUGGCUUCGCCGGCUUCAGCAGAGGGGGCCUAUCGCUCGUGUCGCAGCUCAACAUGUCCCGGUUCACCUACUUCAUCGCGCCUCUGAAUGACGCUGCUGGCAAGAGCUUCGUCAGCUGGAGCUCGGGGGACGCCGACAACCUCGACAUCAUCGCGCUGCAGGCGAUGAUGAGAGGCAGAAGCAGCAGCACGCCGCUGCUAGCGGCCACAGAGAAGCAGGACCCUGACUUGUACUACGUCAAGCUCACCGGAGUUCAGCUCGACGGCAAGCUCCUGACCGCCAUCCCGGCGGGGACCUUCGACGUCCGGUCGGAUGGCUCCGGCGGGGCGAUCCUCAGCACCACACUGCCUGUCACAUAUCUCGAGGAAGCAGCGUACAGGGUAUUGAGGCGGGAGCUCGUGAGCAGAGUGCAGUCGGAGGGCGUGAACGCCACCGGCGACGUCAACCAGCUAUGCUUCCUCGCGCACGAGCUUGCCAAAGCCAAGGUCCCCGUGCUCUCGUUGGUGUUCGACGGGGCCGACAGGGCGAUGGAGUUCAGGUUCGAGAACUACUUUUUCGACGUCAGUGACGGGCUGACCUGCCUCACCAUACUGCCGUCGACCGGCGGGACGGUCCUGGGUAGCCUGCUGCAGGCGGGCAGGACCAUGACCUACGACAUCCACGGCGGGCAGCUGACGUUCCAGACGGCGGCGGCAAGUGCUCUGGCGCCGGAGCGGGUGGCACUCGUGGUAAUGGUCACUCUUCUGGCGUGGGUGCUCGCCCCGCAAAGUCUCGUCUGA
Lolium rigidum is the source of this 1374-nucleotide messenger RNA. Its product is annotated as aspartic proteinase nepenthesin-1-like. The record is from RefSeq and is a predicted model, not a curated record. Lineage: Eukaryota; Viridiplantae; Streptophyta; Magnoliopsida; Poales; Poaceae. Bases 1 to 1374 code for a protein of 457 amino acids. The transcript has a single exon. Gene Ontology annotation, cellular component: extracellular region.